AUGACAAGCACAAAGACAAAAGUCCAGAAGCCGGGCAAGCCUCCAAGCCAAGGCCUCGCUAGCACAUGGACGCAGGCGUUUCCUCCCAAACCCAGCUUCACAGAGGCUUCCUUGCCAGACCUCACCUCUCAGGUCUACAUCGUAACAGGCUCCAACGUCGGCGUAGGCUACGAGGUAGCCCGCAUCCUGUACUCCAAGAACGCAAAGGUGUACAUGGCGGCGCGGUCCAAGCCCAAGGCCGAGCGGGCCAUCAAGACCAUCCAGGAGGCGCACCCAUCCUCGGAGGGCGAGCUGGUGUUCCUACACCUCGACCUCUCGGACCUGCGCAUCGUCCGCCAGGCCGCGCAGACCUUCCUGGAGAAGGAGACGAAGCUGCACGUGCUGUUCAACAACGCAGGCCUGCAGGCCAUCACAGACGACAAGGGCGAGCAGCGCACCGCGCAGGGGUUCGAGGUGCACCUGGGCGUCAACGUGCUGGGGCCAUUCCUGUUCACGCAGCUGCUCACGCCGGUGCUCGUCGCGACCGCCAGCGCAGAGAAGAGGCCCAACACGGUGCGCGUCGUGUGGGUCAGCUCGUCCGGCACCGAGAUCGGCGGCGAGCCGUCCAAGGGGAUGAGCCCCGAGUAUGUCGACUACUGGCCCCAGCUGUCGCCCCUGGAUCGGUACGGGGUGAGCAAGGCGGGCAACUGGCUGCACGGGGUCGAGCUGGCCAAGAGGCUGAAGAGCCAGGGCGUCAUCAGCAUCCCGCUGAACCCCGGCAACCUCAGCUCGGACCUGUAUCGCGACUGGGGCUGCCUGCUCAAGACGGUCCUGAGCACGCUGAUGCUUCAUCCGGUUGUGUACGGCGCGUACACGGAGCUCUGGGCCGGGCUGAGCGAGGAGGUUACUAUUGAGAGGAGUGGCGAAUGGGGUAAGACUUUGAAUUUAAAAAAAAAAGAAAUCCAUCCUGGGCUUUUGAAACGAAAGAACAUAUGA
This is a messenger RNA of Cryphonectria parasitica EP155, 975 nucleotides long. Its product is annotated as NAD(P)-binding protein. The transcript has 2 exons. NCBI's taxonomy places the organism in Eukaryota, Fungi, Ascomycota, Sordariomycetes, Diaporthales, Cryphonectriaceae. The coding region runs from base 1 to 975 and encodes 324 amino acids. The record is from RefSeq and is a predicted model, not a curated record.